Leptopilina boulardi is the source of this 3163-nucleotide messenger RNA. RefSeq names its product dual specificity protein kinase TTK (gene Mps1). Lineage: Eukaryota; Metazoa; Arthropoda; Insecta; Hymenoptera; Figitidae. The transcript has 7 exons. Gene Ontology annotation, biological process: protein localization to kinetochore; chromosome segregation; peptidyl-serine phosphorylation. Gene Ontology annotation, cellular component: spindle; kinetochore; nucleus. Gene Ontology annotation, molecular function: protein serine/threonine/tyrosine kinase activity; ATP binding; protein serine/threonine kinase activity. The record is from RefSeq and is a predicted model, not a curated record. The coding region runs from base 349 to 2751 and encodes 800 amino acids.
UUUGAAUUUAGUACAAAAGACGAGUAACCGGUUUAUAUUCAGUAUCAUAGCGACAGUUGACAAGUAAUACAGCAUUUAUUAUUCUAUAUAUUUGAAGUAUUAUUUUAAUAAAAUAAUCUCAUUAUAUUUGUGUUUUUUGUGUUUAUAAAAUACUUGUUUAUAUUAUUUACAAGAAAAAUAACAGUGAAGAAUUCUUAUUAUCCAAGUGUGAGUGUAUUUGUAUACAAGUUGAUAGUCUCGUUACGAACAAAGAUUUGCCCUUAGAAAGGGCGGAAAAAAAUUUUGUAAUUUAAAAAGCAAUAUUGUUGAUCAAAUUGCUGAAUUUUUUUGGUGAAAAAAAUAAAAAUAAUGGAACAAGACACAGUUUGUGGUAGAAAUAGUUUAUCUCUUGAUUUGGCACAAUUUAAUUUGGGGAAUAAACCAAAAAUUAAACCACGUCGUAUUAAAGAACUUUUAGAAUUAAGCAGCGAUGAUGAAAGUGAAGAUAAAGAACAUGAUUCGGAUCAAUCCGAUGAAAAUUCCGAUAUUGACGAUGAAUUGGAAUGUGAAAAAUUGGAAAAAAAUUCAGAUAACUAUCAGAAUGUUGAAACAAAUUCAUCUAAAUUAACAAACAAUAUAGUUACAAAUUUAGAAACGAUUAAUAAAAAUUCUAAGGAAAUAAAACAAAAAUCUCCAAUUUUAAAAGAAUUGCCAAAAAAUGAAACUGUACCACCACAACCGCUUAGUUCAUUAUUACAAUUAAAUCAAUAUUCAAGUGAAACGCCAAUUAAACAAAUUCAAAUUUCCGGUAGUUGUCGACCAAAUCCUUGUAAUUCACAUAAAUCACUUUUUAUCACACCACAAAGUAAAAUUGAUGUUGAUUGUCAAAAAAAUUCAAUGGCAAAGCAUUCUACAAGUUUUGCACAUUUUUCACAAAAUAAUUUACAAACACCAAUGCAAAAUCAAAAAUCACGUUUAAUCGAAAGUAUAAGCACUGAAAAAUCAAAUGGUCUACAAUCGAGUACAUCAAAAGUGGAAUCUUCAAGAUUUUACAAUAUUGAAAAUAAAAAAGUAAGAAGACCAUUGGCAGAGACAAUGAUGCCAGUUUCAGUGAAAAUUGAACCAAAACAAUCAUAUUCAUAUGAAUCACGUUACAAUACAAUUGGAAAUAGUACAGCAUCAAAAAUUGAAGUUAUUUAUCGACGUCCAUUAAAUGAGAGUAAUAUUGAAUUAAAAGAAAAUAAUAAUCCAAAUUUAAAUGAAAAAAUUAACGAUGAAUUAUUAACGAAAUCAAAUUAUAUAUCUACAAAUAGUAAUAAGGAUUCUAUUAUUGAAAAGAUAAAUAACAUUGAAAAGAGGACGGAAAUUAGUGAAAUACCCAAGGAAACAGGACAAUUUUUAUUAAAUAAAAAUGAAUCACCUGAUGUUCCACAAUUAUUUAAUGUUAAAAAUGAAAUUAUUCCACAAUCGUUAAAUAAUGAUGUUCCACAGUUUAUAUCAAAAAAUGAAAUUCAAACAAAAGUAAAAACAUUGUUUCCCACAACAAAAAGUGAUGAACAAAUAUUUCCCACAGUUAUAAAUAAAUCACCAAAAUUAUAUAACACUGUAAACGAUGUUCCACAAUUUAUAUCAAAAAAUGAUGUACAAACAAAAGUGAAAACAUUAUUGUUUCCCACAACAAAAAGUGAUGAACAAUUAUUUCCCACAGUGAUAAAUAAUUCACCACAAUUAUAUCCCACAGUUGUUAAAAAUGAAACGCCAAAAAUUGUUCAACAAAUACCAAUGUCAUUUGAUUCGCAAUUAAAUCAAAAUAAUGAAUAUAUUAAUGUGAAAAAAGUUACUUAUCGAAAUUUAGGAAUAGUGGGAAAAGGUAUGAGUGGACAAGUUUAUAGAGUACAAAAUUUGGUAAAUAAUACAAUACAGGCAAUUAAAUUUGUUGAUUUUACAAAUUUGGAUACUGAAGGACGACAAGGAUGUAUUGAUGAAAUUAAAUUAUUACACAAAUUACAAGCACCGUGUGUUAUUAAAAUGUUUGAUUAUGAAGUUCAAAAAACACACGCUUAUGUUGUCAUGGAAUUAGGUGACACUGAUCUCAGUCGUUUAAUUAAAACAAAUGCCAUUGAAACGGAUAUUUAUUUCACAUUAUAUUAUUGGAGGCAAAUGUUAAUUGCCGUUGAUCAUAUUCACAAAAGUGGUGUUAUUCAUUCCGAUUUGAAACCGGGAAAUUUUGUCUUAGUUCAGGGAAAAUUAAAAAUUAUUGAUUUUGGAAUAUCGUCUAGUAUAAAUGCCGAUAUGACAUCGGUAGUAAAAAAUUCAACGACUGGAACGUUAAAUUACAUUAGUCCAGAAGCAUUAACUGAUAUUGGAGAAUGCAAGCAUAAGAUAAAUUGCAAAUCAGAUGUUUGGUCACUUGGAUGUAUUCUUUAUAGUCUUGUUUAUGGACACACGCCAUUUAAUGAUAUACGUAAUCAAUGGACAAAAAUAAAUGCAAUACAAAAUCCAAAUCAUAAAAUUAAUUUUCCACAAAAAAGUGGAGAUCAAAUGAAAAUUGUCCCAACAAUAUUAAUUGAUGUUAUGAAAAAAUGUUUAAAUCGUGAUCCAAAAGCACGACCAACGGUGAAAGAAUUAUUAGAUGUUUCUUAUAUUUCCAAUAAUGUGCCAAUAUCAUCUGAAAUUCCCACUCAAUUGUUGUUUAAAAUAUUAAAUAAACAACACAACGAAGAAGAAGGAAAAGAAUUUAUAAAGAUUUUGGAAGAAUUGAGACCAAAGUGACUUUAACAGUGUAAAUAAGUAAAAAAAAGAUAUAUUGAUAAAUCUAAUUAUAUAUUUCAUUAGUUUUAUAUUUUUUAAAAAAAAACUAAUAUACAAAAUAAAUGUACUUGUAUUUAAAUUUUUUUUAUAAUUUAUUCUUUAUUAAUUUUUUUUUUUUAUUAAACGACAGAAUAUUAAAGUUAACAGAUUUUUUUUUUUCUUACGAAAUUAUAUUUUUCACUACAUUUUCCUUUCACUCUCACUCUCUCUCUCUCUUUCUUUCUUUUUCUCUCUCUAUCUCUCGAAUGGUAAUGACGAAACCAGAAUAACUACUAUAGUGUAUUGUAAAAAUUGUAGUGCAGAGCAAUUCUAUAAUUGUUUUCAUUUUUAAUUGUCCAUAACUAUUGAUUUUAAUAAAUUAAUUAUAACUAUA